Molecule: messenger RNA, 1875 nt
Organism: Pecten maximus
Lineage: Eukaryota; Metazoa; Mollusca; Bivalvia; Pectinida; Pectinidae
Product: transcriptional protein SWT1-like
Exons: 10
Coding region: 65-997 (310 amino acids)
Cellular component (GO): nucleus
Source: RefSeq, a predicted model, not a curated record
CCAGAUUCUGUGUAAAGCCAAGCUUCUGAUAAAGAAUUCACUGAGCAUUGUACUAGAGCGAGAGAUGAAAGUGGCGUAUGAUGAUAUUUGGAUGGAUAUUGUAUAUAGAAAGCCACCAUGGACUUUGGAAGAUAUCUUGGACUGCUUCAAAAAACAUUGGAUAGCAGUGUUCGGUAUGAUAUACAGUAGAAAACUUAAGGAAGAGGUUCAUCGAUUAGUGGAGAAAUUUAAACCAUUCAAAGGUUUUACACCAUCGCUGGAGAACGUAGGAGAGUUAGUAGAUGAUGCUAUGAACAUUUUAGAGGAAUGUGAAGUCCACAGCAACUACGGUUUAUUAUUCAGUGAGGCUUUUGCUGAACUGAAGCAAGUACAGAAGUUUCAACGGGAAUGUGUUGAUGGUACGGUCAGUGGAACCAGUUUGGAAACCUACCUCAAAAGGAAAACAAUAUCUAAGUCAAAGAAGAGACUGUCCCUGGACAGUGAUGGGAAUACAUCACAGCCACUCCGACCAGACUCUGUAACCCCUCCGAGUAUGGCCUCCUCCCACACAUCACCUCAUGUUUCUGAUGAUGGCGUUGUUUGUCUGCAGCCUGUGGAGGACAGGUUUCGCACCAUUUGGCAGACCAUCCUGAAUCUCUGUGAUACUAUGAAGACAUGGGUUGAAUCGUCAGCUAAGGAACACCUGCAGGAAAUGAACGAUACUUUAAGUAAGCUGGUCCCGUUCGUCAAGGAUCUACGGUAUCAGUUUGAAUAUACUCUCAGCUUCUCUCCAACACAAAUCAAAUCCCAGCAGGCCUAUGUACACAAUAUGUGUAUCAAGCUCAACACAUUCUUCUCUACCAUGGAGUUACAGGAUAGUUGUGAGCCCGUUGAGGUUGAACAGGUACAACUCUACUUUGCAAGUGAAGAAAGAAGGACUAUGUUGAAGGCUGGCCUACGACAACUGGAUGAUAUGAUCCGAAGCUUAUUCACCUUUCUUCAUCUGCUACCAGACUGAGAGUUGCUACAUCGAAAGGCAGUUUUAGUGAUAUCAAAAUUGAACAAAUGUGUUACAGUUCUGGUUCUCGCAAAAAUGUGAACAAGAAUUAAAGAAUGCAACGAAUUGAGUAACCAGUAUUGUAAUACCUUGUGUAUAUCGCAGUGUCAUUGAAAUCCAACAACAAACUUGUAUUCAAAUGCAAAUGAAUCAAAUUGGAAUGUCUAGGGGAGAAUUUCAACAAUAAUCAGGCAGAAAGACAGAAGAAGGAAAAGAAGAAGGAGAAUUAUUAUAAUUAUCAGAGGACAGAUAGUAGGAGAAAGAGAAUUUCAACAAUUAUCAGAGAAGGACAGAAAGUAGGAGAAAGAGAAUUUCAACAAUUAUCAGAGAAGGACAGAAAGUAGGAGAAAGAAUUUAUCUGAGAAGGACAGAUGGUAGGAGAAAGAAUUUCAACAAUUAUCAGAGAAGGACAGAAAAUAGGAGAAAGAGAAUUUCAACAAUUAUCAGAGAAGGCCAGAAAUUAGGAGAUUGAGAAUUACAACAAUUAUCAGAGGACAGAUUGUAGGAGAUUGAGAAUUACAACAAUUAUCAGAGAAGGACAGAAAGUAGGAUAUAGAGAAAUACUGUCAUUACCAGGAAGAAACACUUAAGGAAAGAAAGUCAGAUUUCUUAUGUAGUAAAAUGUGCAUAUAUAAAGAACCUGGUGAGAAAAACCUAGUCACAAGAUAGAAAAGCAUUGAGAAAGAAUAAUUGUGUAAAAACUGUUGUAAAGUAAAUGUGCUGACAAAUCUAAAAGCAGAUGGAAGUUGCAUGAAAAUGAUAUUACCGUAGGUAGUGAAUCUUUUAUCAGUUGUUUCAGUGAUGAAAGUUGGUGGCUUUAAUUGUUGAAUUUGGUAUUU